This is a messenger RNA of Macrobrachium nipponense, 7582 nucleotides long. Its product is annotated as gastrula zinc finger protein XlCGF52.1-like. The record is from RefSeq and is a predicted model, not a curated record. The transcript is spliced from 3 exons. Lineage: Eukaryota; Metazoa; Arthropoda; Malacostraca; Decapoda; Palaemonidae. Gene Ontology annotation, biological process: regulation of transcription by RNA polymerase II. The coding region runs from base 495 to 1631 and encodes 378 amino acids. Gene Ontology annotation, molecular function: DNA-binding transcription factor activity; RNA polymerase II cis-regulatory region sequence-specific DNA binding.
CUAUGUCUGCCCAAACCUUGCCUACCAUCUAUUUACACCUUCCCGUUUAUUGAUUACAUAUCCAAAUAAUUAUACUAAUCAAUGAACAAUUAUUUAAUGGUUGUCUGGCUAAUUUAAAGCCUAAAAUUAAUUAUUGGACGAAGCUGAAUCAACGGACAUUUAGUGCCCGGCCCCAGCUGCCAUUUCCUGUCAGUGUUUACAAAUAGUAGUUGUACGUCAACCCUUACUUGACCCUAUGUUCCAUAUUUCUCUUUCGAUUUCCCCGAUAAUUAGCGAGGAAUUUAACCUGUCCAGGGUUUAGGCACGUAGGUAGGCCCUAUACCUACUAGGCUAAGUACCUAACGUCCCGUGAGGUACCAAUGAAGCGUGUAUUGUAAACGACGAGGAGCCUAUCUGUCGUCUUCUGGUUUAUAGGAUUAGUCUCUCCUAUUCUAUAAUCCCAUAUUGUCCUGAAACAAGCUCAGUUCUUGUACUGAGGUCAGUUCGUGUAUGCAAUGCAUGAAGAGGGAGAAUUCUCCUCUGAUCUCAUUGGGAAGACUUGUACUGAAGAUAGAAGCUCCCCAGUGGACCACAAUGCAAGUCACAUAUCCAGUGCAAGUUUCUUACAACACAUUGACUCAGACGAAAUGUUUGACCAACCUUCAUUGGAAUACACUUUAUUUGCCGAUUCUUCUGGUGUGAGUUGUACACAAGGAGAUACCGUCGUUUUAAGGGUAAAACCGAACGAUGACGAGGCCGCAGAACAGAGUGCCGAGGAAGUCUCGAAGCAGAGCACGAACGACUCUCCUAUCAUUUGCAAAGUUUGUAAUAAGUGUUUUACUCAAAGGGGUUAUCUUAAGAUACACAUGAGACGUCACACUGGAGAACGUCCCUUUUCUUGUAAGCUAUGUGGCAAGGACUUUGCUGAUGCAAGCAAUUUUCGUCAGCACAAGAGAAAACACACGGGUGUUCGUCCGUUUUCUUGUGAAGUUUGUAACAAGGACUUUAGUGAGAAGGGAAACCUCAAACAACACAUGAGAACGCACACUGGCGAGCGGCCGUACGUGUGUGAUAUUUGCCAGAAAGCGUUUACUCACAAUGGAAAGCUGAAAGCGCAUAAGUUCCAGCAUACAGGUGAAUGCCCAUACUGUUGUGAAAUCUGCGGGAAGGGCUUCUAUGAAAAUGGUAAGCUGAAGAGACACUCAAGACAACAUACGGGCGAGCGUCCCUUUUCCUGCGGGGAGUGUGGCAAAGGUUUUAAUAAUAAGGAAACACUCAAGGUCCACACGAGACAACACACGGGGGAACGCCCGUUUGUUUGCAAAGUUUGUAGCAAAGCUUUUCCUGAAAAGGGGACCUUGAUGAAUCACAUGAGACGGCACACGGGUGAACGGCCAUUCUCGUGUGAGAUGUGCGGAAAGACUUUCCACCACAAAGGUAUUCUUACCAAACACCUAAGGUUACAUACUGGUGAAAAGCCGUACGCGUGCGAAAUAUGUGACAAAAACUUUGCUGAGAGGGGCACCCUCAGGAAACACAUGCGAUGCCAUCGCAAGGGACAGCCAAUGAGUUCUUCAACUAGCUUAACGGAAAUUAUUAAAAUAGAAAAUGAAGAUUCCUUUGUCACUGUAAAAGAAGAAAAGAUUGAGUGAUAUAAACGGUUUUCUGUCCUGAAUCUGAUUUGAUGUAUGUACUGUACUGUAUUUAUCAAGCUAUUGAUGACAGUUUGCUGGAAUAUGUGAUAAAUGCUCUCUCACGCUGGAAUACUUUUAUAAAUGCUCCAUCUCAACUAUGAACCCUAUUAUUUUACACAAGCCUCCAGCCCCUGGUAUGUUAGGGAGUAGACUAUUAAAAUUGAAGUAAUUGAUGAAUAGGUACAUUAGAGGUGAUGACAGGUUGUGUGAGAUGCUCAAUUUGGAAACCAUUUCUCUCUGCCACUGUGUCAUGGAGUCUUUUGUGCUUGUCGUGCAGGUAGAUUGUCCUUCACUUUUUCUUCAUAUCUAUUCCAAGGCCAUAUGCAUAGAUCAGAAAAUAUAUCUUAUCUUCCUUUGGAAAAGAUGAUUAUGUCGUAUGUUGCAAGAGUCCUUGCUACCUUUGAUUGGUUUUAUUUGUAGCUUAGAUCACAGAUGGAUGAAGAUGGAUUGCUAAUUGAGUGUUGCACCAUACAGCAACUUGUUAUCAUGAGGAUCAGUUGUAUCAGGUCCUAAUCUCGCAUUGCCCAGGUCCUUGUCGAUAACAGACACUCCAGUUAUGCUGUCGAGGAAUCUAUCAAGAAGAAUGUUGAGGAAUGAUACCUCCAGAAACAACACCCAGACGUCCCGAAACCCAUAAAGAUCUACUCCAAAGAGGCAGUCCCCGGUUGAUGGCGAUCUGGUUUUAUGUCGCUUGUCUAGCCCCACAAAAUUGGCAAAUUAUGGUGCCAUAAUGGGCAAUUUCGGUUAUCGGCGGCAUUUACUAAAACUUGGCAGCACACGCACCCUAAAUCGGCGAUUUCCACUUAUCAGCACCUCACCGAGAAUGGAACCCCUGCCGAUAACCAGGAACUGCCUUACUAUUGGGAAGGAGAAGCUGAACUUGAACAUCACACAAGAAACUUUCCUUCUCCCUACCAUUGUUCAGAGGAUGACUGCAAAUAGUUCCACGAAUGUAGCAGCCAAUCAGGAAUAUCUGCAGGAUGCCUGGAAUUUCAACGCCAAACCCUAGUAACACCUGAGUGCUCGCACUCAAGAAGAACUGCGACCAUUCGUGCAGGUUCCUCAACUUUGCUUGAGACCGGCUUGGCCAAUGAGAAAUCAGCACCUGAGCUGAUCCACUAUAAAUACCUCCACCAAGACACUGCUUCUUCAGUUCCUCUGCUAACUUGUCGCGAUGUUGACCUGUGAGGAGGUCGAAACAUGUCGACAAGAGAAAAGUAAUACCAGCAGAACUAGAAAAAAUACCAGCCUGAAUAGCCAACAAUGAGCCCUGCCUGACCACAACCAGUUAUUCCAACAUACCAGGAGAUGAACCCCUUUUAAUAAGACCAGUCAUUCAGCCUUCCUGUAUACCAGUACAUAUACAGUAUACCAAUCAAUGAACCCUGCAUGAACACGGACGCUGAUAUACCAGCAACCAGAAUCCCUUGUUUUUUCAAUAAAAAUAAAAAAAUAUUCCCACAUCCUUUCUAUUAAAUACCAAUAUGAAUAUUGGCCAGUUAUUAAAUAAUAUUGCUGAGCCAUAAAAAUGAUUAUGUACUAAGAAGAAUAGAAAGUUAUCAUAUAAAAUUAAUUUGCUAAACACAGCCAUUCUUUUUAACAGAAUAUGUUUGAAAGAGGGUCUUCUUCCGAAAUAAUAAUUAAUAAUAAUAAUUGGGUGAUGUGUUUUAGGUGCUCUAUACGAUGUCUCAGCUUUUACUAUAACAACCACAUACGUAGUACAUAAUGUUUCCAAUUCUUUUGAGACACUUCACAUACAAUUUUUCUUACUUUGAAUGCUAACGUCUCGCCUACAUUUGGCGGAAUUCUUCUACAGGUGUAGUAGGAUGAUCCACUGCUGGUAGGGAACAUGGUAGCUUAUCCUUUAUACGUAGUGUAACUCAUGGUACUUGUAGCCACUACAGGUAACUCAGUUUGGAUGGUCUGCUUACAUGUAUACCAACAGUUGAAGGCUUUUGCAAAGUAUCGGUGUUGUAUGUAAGAAAACUUUUUGAAUAUCAAAGUAAUUUAGGAUAUGAUUUUUCAUUAAAAAAUAGAUUAUUUUUUAGUACAAAGCUGUAACUCUUAAUUAUCCUAUUUUUGCUUGUGCACAAAUAGGAUAAUUAAGAGCCAUCCUAUCCAAUGAGAAGAGGAGAUUAUGAUUUGCUGCUCCCUCUAUGUUGGUCAAUGCACUUGGGUGUCCUUGGGUUCCCCCGUAGCAGUCAUAUUUAUAGUGUGCCUGGCCAUUUAGUAGCAUCUGUAGAUGCUACUAAAUGGCCUUUGCAGCAUCUACCUACCUUUUACUUCUAUCUAUUCCUACAUUCAAAAAAUGAUAUACUGUACCUUGAUUCAAUUUUCACUUCUUGUUUAAAAAGAAAUUAGUGGGCGAGCCUUGUAGUCUAAAAAUGUGACUUCUGUCUUGGUAAACUAAUUUAUAAUAAUAACGAUAAUCCUUCAGGUCCCCAUUGGUAAAACCUGCAUCACUUACUGUGUAAUCUGAGCCAGUUUCGACAGAGCAGUGGUGUCAGUAGGCAAGCUUAUAUGUUAAAAGUAAUGGGUUUGUUUCGAAAAAUUAAUUUUUUUGAGAAAUUUAUUUUGCAACAAACCUAUUAUUUUUUACAGUCUGAAUUGCAUCUUAGGUGGGAAGAAACAGAGGUCCUUUCCCUCUUCCACACAGAGCAAGGAGCAGGAUAUGGCUUAGUCUAAACACAUAAGCUAGUGAUUAAAUCUAAACUUAAUCCUAGUGCUUAGGGGAAACUUUUAAACUUAGGUACUUGAAGCUGAUAAGCAGCACCUAAGCUACCAACUGCCAAGACCACAACGAAAACACAGAUUUUAAACAACUGAAAAGCACCAAUUUUCAGGGAACACUUUACCAAAGCACUGGAACUGAAGCAGAAGCAACAUAUUUGAAAUAAAUCCUUCAAACUCAUGUUCAAAAUCUUUUUUCAAAACGUUUUUGAGUUUAAUUGCAACCUGGGCAAAAGAUGCUCAAUGAAAUCCUUGUUUCUUUUAAAUAACCAAUACAAUGACUCGCUCACUCACUCACUCCGGUGGCUCUUGAGCCUCUUGGUGACCCAUGGCUGCUUGCACCAGACCUCUCCAUGUUCCCCUGUUGAGUGCUUUAUUUCUCAAGUUAUUCUCAGGCUCCUCCACUCACAAUUCUCUUAGAUCUCUGAACACAUUAUCUUUCCAUCUCAUUCUCACAGAGGAUACAUAGGGCUGGAUGUGUGGUCAAUACAAUAACUGAAAUUAUUCUUGUUGUUCAGAAGAUAAACUCCUUCACAUACGGAAGAAGCCUGCUGGGGCAAUUAACUUAAAAUUCAAGCUUCCAAAGAAUAUGGCAUAUUCAUAUGAAAAGCAAAAAGGAAUGAACAACAACAAACAAACAUUGCUGGAAGACCAGGGGACUCAAAGGAGCUAUUCUAAGUCUGAGGGAAAUUUGUGGUCAAACAAGUUAACAGAGAGUAGGCGACUCAGUUUGCCGACCUAUAGGAAAAGGCCAGGGCGUUGUCAUCUUUCUUUGUGGUUGGGUUGAAAUGCCUGGAAUGUGCACAGGUGUGCAAAUAGGCUGUGAAAAAGGAAUAAGUUUGUGAUGAAAUGUAGUUUUAUUGAUAGAGGGAGUAUCUGUCAUAAAAAACACAUAAUUUCACUUCACAUUUGAUAUUUAUGCAUUUUUACUGUAUUUUACAAAAUUAUCUUGUUGCAGUUAGCCAUGUACAAUAAGAAAUGUAAUUGAUACUGUGCCAAAAAUAUUUAUUAAUCAUGUUAAUAAGCUGAAUCUUGUAAAUGUGCCUGUUUUUUUUUUUAACAUUUUAUCAUGCUCUUAACUACUUUUCCUUGAGUUUUAAGUAAAGAGUCAAGUGUAGAGAGACAUUUUAAUUGAGCAUGGAUUUGGUACUAUGUACCUUCUUUUUCUUCAUUAAAGUAUGGUACAGUAUGUGAAAUAUCAGUGAAAACAAUGAUUUAUGAUUUAAUGGAUAUAAUAUAGUAGUUAUUUGGAACACAUUUUUUCCUUGAGACAGUAAGCUUAUGAAGUGUUGUAUUUUAUUUGUAGGAUGAGACAUGAGGAUAAUUUCUUCUUUUAGAAUCUGAGUUGUUUAAAUACUGUUUCAUUCCCUGCUAUCUUUAGUGUUCUAAUGGGAAUUUAAGAAAAUUUAGUAUACCCACAUGCUUUGCUAAGUUUUGAUGGUCAGUUCAUAUUUUAGUUCUUUAAAUGCUGGAGAAAUUUUAGAUUUAUUAUUGGUAUAUUUAGAGAUAUAGUACUGUACCAUCACAUUCCAUUGUGCCAGUUGUAUUUAUUCCUUAUCCCCAUAAUUGGCACUUAAUUUAGGCUGUUAUUUGCAUGUUUGCAUAACAUGUAGGGUUAAAAACCCAUACAAUUUUAUACAGUUCAUAGAUACAAUCUAUAGAUUUUAUUUAAUUUGUGGAACUUCACUUCUAAGAGUCAGGAAUAGAAUAAAUUGUAAUGAAGAUAGAAAUAUUUUUUUCUCGUGUAAAACUGCUGUUAUAUUCCAGUUCAUGAGAUGUACUGCAUCUUCAUUACAAUUUUUCUGUUUGUUAUUGAUUUCUUGCCUCAUGCAGUCUAUUAGAUGACUGUAAAAUAUUGGUUGACACGGCAAAUCAUUCAUGUCUGUGAAUUCUCACUGCCCCUGUCACUGGUCCUGAGGAUAAUAAAAAGAUCUUUUAACCUAUUCCUUUGUUCAGUAUUUUUUACCCUGAGAGACAAAGUUAUAUAUUACUAAAUUAAGAUAAUUUAAGUAGCUCAAUCACAGACCAUUUUGAAUAUUAUACAGAUGAGACCAAAAUUCAUGUGAAGUUGUUUGUGGUUAAGAAUUUAUCCAUUUUUUGUUUACUAAUAACUGCAUUAAAUUAAAAGUUUUAGAUAAAACUUUAGAGACAAAAUGAUUACCCAUUCAGUUUCUCUAGGUUAAGGAGAAUAACCAGUAUCAAUUACGUCGGCAGUUCUCUUGUAUGUACAUGAUUUAAUUUUUAGUUACUUUUUCAAACUUUACUAGUCUUUAGUCGUUAUUUUAUUAAUUUUGUCAAUAUCCUGUAAACCUAUAAAGUUUGUUAAUUAGAGAAAGGGUAAAGAACUCUGAGAUUUUGUUUAAAGUUGGCAUCAUAAAUUAAUUGCAUACAAACAAGAAUUGACCCCCGUAUUUAGGGUCUUUUGAUGAGGAAAAGGCUAAUUGGAGGGGUUGCUGUGGUAGUGUUUAACACUCGCCCCAGUUUUAUACCGACACCUUUUAUUUAGGUGAGCGAGUCAGAGACUUCUGACAUGUCCAAUUUAACAGUUCUCUGGUAUUAUAGCAAUAUUUUACUAGAAAUAGUGCUAAAGAGGACACAUUUCACGGAGCGACACGGCUUCCUCGCCCAGAAAUAGAUUUUUCCUACGUCAAAAUCCCUUUUAUGAAAAAUUGAGGAGACUAAAACACCUUUUUGAGCAAACUUGCAUAGAUUUCAUUUUUACCUUGACCAUUUGUUCAUUAACUGCAUGGGACCAUGAGCGUGAAAUUAAAGAAGGUAUCAGUAUCUGUAAAUCAUAACUGAAGAUGAUGUAGAACAUCUAAGUAAGUCUUAAGGAGAUAGCACAAAGAUGGUUAUUUUAAACAUGUGAAAUGUGGGUAGUGAAAAAUCAGAUACUAGAAAUAAUGUUUAUUAAACAUACAGUUUUGUACAUGAACUUCCCUGACAGAUAUAUACUUAGCUAUAGUCUCCGACGUUCCCGACAGAAUUUCAAAUCUCGCGGCACACGCGACAGGUAGGUCAGGUGGUCUACCUUACCCGCCGCUGGGUGGCGGAUGUACGAACCACUCCCGUAAGCUUGUCAGAUUUUUCUCUGUCGCGGGAACGAUAACAACUGUUGUCGGUUCCUCUCGAUAGUUUUUCGAUUCUCGCUUGCCUGGAGUUAAUUUGGACUUCUUUUG